This is a messenger RNA of Humulus lupulus (European hop), 3194 nucleotides long. RefSeq names its product disease resistance RPP13-like protein 4. Gene Ontology annotation, biological process: defense response to other organism. NCBI's taxonomy places the organism in Eukaryota, Viridiplantae, Streptophyta, Magnoliopsida, Rosales, Cannabaceae. Bases 678 to 2936 code for a protein of 752 amino acids. The record is from RefSeq and is a predicted model, not a curated record. Gene Ontology annotation, molecular function: ADP binding. The transcript is spliced from 3 exons.
AAACUCAGAACAAUAAUAAUUCAUCAAGUGCUUUCCACUUUUUGCAAUGCAGUGACCAGAACCUUUGGAAGAAUAAACUCAUCUUGAUCUAAACUGAAUAAGAGUUAAGCUCUUCAUCUUUGGCUCCCAUUAAUGGAAUUUUGCAAUACUUUCACCUACUUAUAAGCCAGUUUCUCGCUUAGAACUUGGCCUGAAAAGCCCACUCAAUUUCAUCUUUUUCUGGCGAUACAUAAGCAAGAUAGCUAAAUUACAGAUAUUCUUUGAAAAGUUUGGCAGAGAAAGCCCACAAAUCACCUUACUUCGGAUAGUAAAUUAGACACUGAAGCCAUGUCGGUGGCAGACGCGAUGAUUAGUACCCUCACGCAAAACGUUUUCACGGCUUUAGUGAACCAAGCCCAGUUCGCUCUCGACUUCAAAGGUCAGUUCGAGCAAAUGAAGACUCGGCUUGAUCUCAUGAAGGCUUUUCUCGCCGACACCGAAAAUCUCAAGCGCAAAACGAAGUUGCCAAAACAGCUCUAACUAAGCUCCGGGAAGUGCUCUACGAAGCGGACAACGUACUCACCGAUUGCCUAAUUAGAGACGAGUACCGCAAAAACGGGGCAUGCUUUGGCUUUUCACUUGAGGACCCCUUUUUCUUGCACCAAACGGGGAAGAAGUUGAAAGACAUAAAUUCCAAAAUGGAGCAGAUUGAGAAGACUUUGGGAAGUUUUCUCAAAGCUCCGGAAAGCAUUCACGGCGAAGAAACAAACCAGUUCAGGGGGUUUACUUCUCAGGAUUUUAAUCCAACGGAGAUAAUUGGGAUGGAAGAAGAUGUGAAAAGGAUCAAAGGUUGGAUAUUUGACACAAAUGAGGUGUUUCAGCAGGUAGCCAUUGUGGGGAUGGGUGGAUUGGGGAAAACAACGAUUGCCCAAAAAAUAUUUCACGAUAAUGAAGUGCUUGGUCGUUUUGAUAAGAUGAUUUGGGUCUCUGUUUCAAAAGCUUAUAGUAAGGAGAAUGUGGUGAGGUCCAUGUUGGAAAGGUUAGGAAGAAAUGUUUCUGGGAUUGGUAGCAACUCUCAUUUGUUGAGGGAAGUGCAACAGGUUCUUGCUGACAAGGCUUGUCUAAUAGUAAUGGAUGAUGUUUGGCAAAUUGAUGUGGAGUGGUGGACAAACUUGUGCUCCGUUUUUCCGAAAGGAGGUGGGAAAAGGAGUAGUAUUAUAAUAACUACUAGAAAUGAAGGGGUUGCUAAUGAUAUGGGGGUAGAGAGUUCAAGAAUUCACAAACCCAAUACUUUGAAUGAUGAACAUAGUUGGGCUUUGUUUUCUAAGUUUGCCUUUUCUUCGAGAAAGGGAGCCUGCUCAGAUCCCAUUUUUGAGAAACUGGGCAAGGACAUCACCAGGAAGUGUGGAGGAUUGCCUUUGGCCAUCAAGACCAUUGGGGCUUUGUUAGCAGCAAAGAUUGAUCAUCUUCAUGAAUGGAGAGAGAUUUCGAAGAGUUUUCAUUCUCAAUUGACAACUGGAGGGAAAAAUAGCUCGGUUAUGGCUUCUUUGCAGUUAAGUUAUGAUGAACUCCCAACUUGUUUGAAGCAAUGUCUAUUGUGCUUCUCCAUUUAUCCUGAAGACUUCGAGAUUAGAGCUGAGCAACUUAUACAUUGGUGGAUUGGGGAAGGCCUCAUUCAGGGCAAGAGUUCAAAGACAGCAGCUGAAAUUGGCUGUGAGUAUCUGUCUGAGCUUAUCAAAAGAUGCCUUGUUGAAGUCGUUCAGCAAAGAUGCUACGAUGGGAGAGUCUAUAACUGCAAAAUGCAUGAUAUGGUGCGGGAAUUGAUCAUAACAAACGCAGAAGAGGAAGCCUUUUGCCAUUUCGACUUGCAAGGCAUUCAAACACUAACGCCAUAUUCUCGAUGGUUAGGCUUCACUGAUCAAAUGAAUAAGAAUUGCUCGCUGAAACAUGUACCAAAGCUCAGGGCUAUGUUAGUACUCAAGUCAAGCUGUAGUAGUGUUGACUUCAAGAACUUUGGGGCACUUCGGUCCCUCAGGGUAUUGGAUUUCUCUAACACCCGACUUGAUGAUAUUAGUGUGGAUGAUCUUUUUGAUUGGAUCAGUUCUCUAAAACGCCUAGCUUCUCUGAAUCUUAGUGGAGUUCAAAGCAUGGAAAUGGUGCCAUCAUCAAUUCGAAAGCUUCGAAAUCUUCAAUUGUUAGUUUUAACUGGUUGCAAUAAGCUGAAGAAAUUAAGCCCAUCAAUUACUACUUUGAGGAAGUUGAUUGUAUUGGACAUAGGAUUUUGUCCUCUUGAGUUCCUACCUCAGGGAUUAGACAAGCUUUCUUAUCUUCAAGAACUUACUGGAUUCAAGGUUACCAAUCAGUCUAAUAAAAAGAACAGUCAACUUCACGAGCUCAAGUUACUAACCCAGCUAAGAGUUUUGAGGAUUAGCAUAAGUGAUGAAACCGAAAUCUUAGAAAAUGAAACAAACGUCCUAUGUGAACUCAAGGAGCUCAAGGUUUUAUCCAUUGAUGCUGAAAAUUGUAAGAGAAACAAGAAAGAAAUCUUAGAGAUGCUCGAUAAGCUAGCCCCUCCUCCAAGUUUGCAAGAGUUGUAUCUUAGGAACUAUCACAGAGAAACUCUUCCCAUCUGGGUCAAUCCAGUAAAGCUUUCUGAAUUGCAGUAUCUUUGCAUUGAGAAUGGUGAUCUCCAAAACUUGACUGUUGAGAUUGAAGAUAAGAAUUGUCAUUUGACUUGGAACAUUGAAGGCUUGUGUUUAAAGUUCUUAACUCGGUUGGAGAUAGAUUGGAAGGAGUUGCAGGAAGAUAUGCCUCUGUUACGCCACCUAGAGGUUAGUCAUUGUUACAAGUUGAAGGAUUUCCCAUGCUCUGUCAAGACUCCGGGAUUCUGGACAAAAAAGCAAGGCCCUGAAAUUUAUUCCGAGGAAUCCAGUGCCAAUCUUAAAGAUGAUAUUUGAUUGUUACGUGUGUGUGUGUUAAAAAUUCUACAUUGUGUUAUAUGGUUGGUUUUAGUAUCUAAGACAGAGAACUCAGAACAUUGUGAUUUGUGAGGUGAGAUAGUUGGUGUGUUUCAAAUUAAAUUGUUCAAGUGUGCUAUUUUUUAUUUUCCUUGGAAUGUGUUUCAACCAGCUUUAGUCCCUUUUCUGUAUCGGAGAUGUAUCUGUGUUUAAUUGAAAAAACAAUAAUAAAAGUAGAUACAGAUUUUGUAAUCUUUA